ACUGCGAUUUGCAUUCGAUAAGUUAUAAGAUAAAAUAAGAAAUUCUUCAAUUUAAUUAAUAUUAUGAGCGAUAUUAUUGUUAAAUCUGAAAAGGACGAUGAUAUAGAUGUCAGCAAAACUCUAUCCGAUUUAACUGAACUUUUACAAGAGGUAAAAAAAGAAGAACAGAAGACUUUGUCCGACGUAGAGGAGGACACACCAGAAGAAAACAACAAAACCCCGGACGAAACAUUACCGGAAAGUUUCUUUGACGAUUUGUAUAGAGAUGAACUGGAAGCAGCUAGAGACGAUGAAACCACGGAUGCAGAUAUUCAAAAGCUCCAAGAAAUUAUUGCCAAAAAGAAGAGAAUACUUAAUGGAGAUGUUGAAAUUCCCGAAGUUAGCGUGCGCCGAAAAUCUCGAAGCCAGAGUCCAGAGCGGCACAAAAGAAAAGAACACGCACAAAAUGACGAGAAUCAACCAAAUGAAAGUCAAUCAAAACGACCAAGGACAACAACCGACUUACCCCAAGAUCGAAAUGAAUCAACAACAUCCGAUAGUCGACCUAAUGAUGACACCAGUACUCCACAACACCCAUCCGCGGCAAAUGAUUGUGAGCCAUCAUCGGUUGAACAAACUACUUCCACUGACCCAGAGUUAGAACUAGAGAAUCUUCUCAAAACAGAAGAUUAUAACUCGGACAAUGAAGAACCACCCGGAAUAUCAUUUAACAGCAACAUGCAGUCAAUGUACACAUUCCCCCCAAAUGCGAUGCCAAUGGUACCGUCAAUGUACAAUCCAGCAGCAAACCAAAUGAUGCCAAAUAUGACUACCGGAGGUUAUCCCAUGAUGUAUAAUAUGGGAUUUCCACCUGGAUUCUAUCCACCAAACAUGAUGAACAUGCCAAUGAUGGGCUAUGGCCUUCCACCAAUGAACGCUCCACAAUUAAAGGAUGAGACAGAAGUUCAAUGUCUUCCAGUAGUUAGUAGUACUUCGGGCUUACCCAAGAUUCCAUUUAAAAAAAUCAAAUUAGAAAAGGAAAAGGACACAACUCUGACACCACCGGCUGAGGAUCCUAAAAAAAAAGUUAUUGCUGCUUGCACAAGAUUAUUGGAAACAAUGAACAUUUCCCAAUCAACAGGAAAGUUUGUUUACACCUCGACAGUUACCAAAAACAAUAAUAUGCCAUUCUCCAACUCGGUCCUACAGAAAAUAACAAAUGUAAGUUACAAUUUUCAAUCCAUCGGUCCGAAACAAAAUCUCCAAGACUGGGGAUUGAAGGGAAUACCCAAUGGAAAUGCUGAAAUCGCAAAGAAAAUUUCCAUGAGUGCCGACAAGUAUUUUAGUAAAAUCUCAGAAAAUGCCAACACAAUUGCCCGAAAGUUAAUCAAACAAGAAGUUACUAAGGAUGAGCAAAACCGACUGGCACAAGAAGAAAUGGAAGUUGAAGAGACAACACUUUCGUCAUAUUUUAAAAACUCUAUGACUCAAACUGAAGCUAUAGUUUGUCGAGAAUGUGUUGCUAGAAAGCGUAUAGUAGGGCAUGACAUAGCAGUUCAGGCUUGCGUUUUUACCGGUAGCAUUGGCAGCCAAACAGAUCCCGAGGUGCGAUUCAACGAACAAUUAACCAAGGGAUUGAGUGAUAAUCAAUUGAAGGCUAUGUAUGAGUUUUCGUUGUUAAUUCGAGAGCCUCCAAAGAAUACGUCGGUAGAGCUUGUGAGAUUGCGAGAGCAACUUAUGAACAUGUACAAUUUGUCGCAAAGGCAACAUAAGGGGUAUGUGCCAUUUAUAGAUGCUUCCAUUUCCCAUCUGGGUAUGGGUCAUAGUUCAGCAAGAGACCCGCGCAUGGACAAUCAUCCUACCUCCGAUCCAAGAAGAUUCGCACAAGCCGAUGCUCAAAAUCAAACUGUACAUCAGCCUCCUCCAAUACAAACACCGCAACAAUUCAUUCCAAACUAUUCUCAACAUGCGAUGCAGACAGUAAAUCAACAAGUUCUGCCUGGUCAGUACCCCGGGCGAAUGAGGAAUAAUGAUUAUGAGCAUUUACAAGCUAGACCCCAAGAGCGUGCAAUGCAGAUGCCAAAUCAACCGAGGAAUAUAGGUCAUCCAAAUCAUGCUGGACAAUAUCCUGUUCAUGCGAUGCCUGAGAUUCAAGAUAAUGAAUUCGCACAGCAAGAUUCGCAGAUUAAACGAUACGGCCGUGGCGGGCUGCGCCGGUGAGAAAAUCGUUGUUCUUUAAUUUGAGUCCAAAGUAUUUUGAAGCUUUGCUGCUAAGAAAAAAUAGUACUAUGGUUAACUUUAGGUUAAGUGUUUUUUCUUUUUAUAAGUUUGAACUUUC
Eupeodes corollae is the source of this 2317-nucleotide messenger RNA. RefSeq lists its product as uncharacterized. The record is from RefSeq and is a predicted model, not a curated record. NCBI's taxonomy places the organism in Eukaryota, Metazoa, Arthropoda, Insecta, Diptera, Syrphidae. The coding region runs from base 64 to 2199 and encodes 711 amino acids. The transcript has 3 exons.